Molecule: messenger RNA, 1455 nt
Organism: Sorghum bicolor (sorghum)
Lineage: Eukaryota; Viridiplantae; Streptophyta; Magnoliopsida; Poales; Poaceae
Product: BTB/POZ and MATH domain-containing protein 2
Exons: 4
Coding region: 1-1455 (484 amino acids)
Biological process (GO): protein ubiquitination
Molecular function (GO): protein binding
Source: RefSeq, a predicted model, not a curated record
AUGGCUCUCCUGCGGUACGCGGCCAAGGUGUCCCUCGUAUCAAUUGGGGGCCUUCACAUUCCCCUCACCCCGUUUUUGCUUCGUCGCCCAGCUUGCUGGCAUCUCCUCGCCGUGUCGCUGUCGCUGGCUGCUGCGCUGCGCCCGCACGCCAGCCGUCGGAUGCAACGGACGGCAUCCAGGCCGACGGCGCGAUGUCAGAGUCACUCGGCAGCUGGCCGGCGGCUCACAGAGGCGUUGCCGCGUUGUCGUCUCCAAGAGCCGCCACUCCCGCCCCGCCGCGCUUCGUUCGUCGGCCACUGCAAGCUGCGAAUCGGCGAUCCGAUCGCCUCUGCUAAGCUGAGUAUGCAAGGAGAAGGUACAUCAAGCAUGUCAUUGGGACAUAGGAGCACAGAAUCAACAUUCACCGUGGAGGCCGAUACAGGCACGCACACCUUUGAGAUUGAUGACUACAACCUAACGAAGAACUUAAUAAGCGUUGGCAAUUUCACGAGGUCAACCACCUUCAAUGUUGGUGGCGUCAACUGGGCCAUCCGCUUCUACCCCAACAGCACUUGUCUGCUAUUUAGGAACAGCGUGGCUGUCUGCUUGGAGCUAAUGAGUAGCAAUGCUGAGGUGAGUGCACACUACAACAUCCAGUUCAUGGGCAGCAGGUACCCCAAGAUGGACAGCCAGUUGUCGUGGCUUUCGAGUGAAGCAUCAUGCCUGUUCAGCUCCAGCGACCUCUCAGAUGGUUCAUAUCUACCAAUAAGGCACAUGGGUUACUUGCUGAGGGACCUCCUCGAGCAGUGGUUUGUCCAUAAUGAUCACGUAACCAUUCACUGUGACCUCACUGUGAUACGAAAACCCACCUUGUUUCAAAAUAUGGCACAGACUGAAAUCUCAAUUCCACCAUCUGACUUCACAAUGCAUUUUGGCAAGUUGCUGGAGGAUAAGAAGGGAGCAGAUGUCACAUUUGUUGUUGAGGGGCAGAACUUUGAUGCACAUAAGGCUGUUCUGGCUGCCCGGUCUCCUGUCUUCAUGGAGAAGUUCUAUGGGUCGAUGACCAGAGAGACAGAGACUGGAUCUGUGAUAGUGGAAGAUAUGAAACCCUUGGUUUUCAAGUCUCUUUUGCAUUUUAUCUAUACAGACAUGUUGCUUGAGACGUUUGAUCCUCUGGGACAUGACUACAUAGAGAUGAUCAAGAACCUACUAGUUGCUGCAGAUACAUAUGCCAUGGACAGGUUGAAAUUAAUGUGUGAGAGCAUACUAGCGAAGAAGCUUAGCAUCGAGAAUGUUGAUGAAUUUAUGGACAUAGCUCAACGCCAUAGUGGCCAUAAGCUCAAAGAAGCAUGUAUAGAGUUUAUGGCAUCACUAUCUGAGAGGGAUUUUACCAGAACAUGCGGGAAGAUCAAAAGUUCUGAUUCUUCUUUUCUGAUAGCUGUAUUUGACAGGAUAAAGCGGAUCAAGAAAAAUUAG